Molecule: messenger RNA, 6019 nt
Organism: Wasmannia auropunctata (little fire ant)
Lineage: Eukaryota; Metazoa; Arthropoda; Insecta; Hymenoptera; Formicidae
Gene: arr
Product: low-density lipoprotein receptor-related protein 6
Exons: 12
Coding region: 560-5521 (1653 amino acids)
Molecular function (GO): protein binding
Source: RefSeq, a predicted model, not a curated record
UACAAGGUUAAGUAUCGAUUACUGUAUCGAGGUUAUACAGACAUCUAGCUACUGGCCGAAUCGGAUAUCCGAGGUGAUGGGAGCCUGUAAUUGACAAAGAAGGCAGCUGGUAAAGUGAAAGUGGUUGGCCUUUGCCUCUCGUUACAUAUUUCGAAUUGAAACCGGAUCAAAGCAAACAUGUCCGUCGUGAGAGGUGUUACGGUUCUCUUCGCGCUUUCGGAUAUAUUUGUUUACUCGGUUCGGGUAAAACAGGGCAGAGAGGCUGUCGUCGGGAGAUGUCCUGUGGAGAGAAGCUGAGACUUGAGAGAAGCCAAGAGAAGCGAAGCGGGAGACGCGGAGCGGCGGAGCGGAGCCAAGCGGAGCCCGAAGCGGCGCUUCAGUCUUCACAAUGCUUCACAAAUGGCCGGUGACGCGAGGCAGGCGGUCGUGAAUGUCGUGAUAACGUCGUUCGGGCACCGUUCGAUCAUCCACACGGCGACGAGAUGAUACACGGCUGCGGACGCGAUCCCUCCUCGAUCGAGAACACGUGAAACUUGCAGUUCGGAUUUAAUCCCCCGCCAUGGUCGCAUGGCUCGCCGUCACUUGCCUCCUCGGCUGCGGCGUUUUUUUCUGCGAUGGCUCGCCUUUUCUCCUCUUCGCCACUCACAAGGACAUCAGAGUGGCCAACAUGUCUCGUAACAAUAAGGUCAACGUCAUCAUCAAGGACCUGUCGGAAGGCGCGUCGCUGGACUUCUUCUACGAGCGCGGGCUAAUCUGUUGGUCCGACAGCGGUCUGGAGAUGAUACAGUGCAUACGCUACAACGGCACGCACACCGGCGAGAGGCUGACAGUGGUGAAUUCCAGUCUGAUAUCGCCCGACGGUCUCGCGUGCGACUGGUUCACGGACAAGCUGUACUGGACGGACGGCGAGAAGAACCGGAUCGAGGUGACCAGCAUCGACGGCCGUAACAGGAAGGUGCUCUUCUGGACGGACAUCUAUCAACCGCGCGCUAUCGCUCUGGCGCCGAUGGAGGGGCUCCUCUUCUGGACCGACUGGGGCGACGUGCCUAAGAUCGAGCGCGCCUCGAUGGACGGUGAUCCGAGCACGCGCGAGAUCAUCGUCUCCGAUGACAUAUUCUGGCCGAACGGCCUGACGAUCGACUAUGAGAGGAAGCUCAUCUACUGGGCGGACGGUAGACUGUGGUUCAUCGCCGUGAUGGAUUAUGAGGGCCGGAAUAGGCGCAAAUUGAUCACCCGCGAUCUCGACUAUCCGUUUGCCAUAACGUUCUUUGACAAUCGGCUCUACUGGACCGACUGGAAGACGUGGUGCAUCCACUCGUACGACAUGAACCAGCCGCAAUCGCACCCACGCGAAUUGUUCCACGGCGAAUACAUACCUGGCGACAUUGAAGUCUGGGAUGAGAGGAGGCAACCGGGCGGCAAUAAUCCCUGCAAGCGAAACAACGGCAAUUGUUCUCAUCUGUGCCUUUUGAGCUCGGUGAAGAGCCAACCUGGUUACAGUUGCGCCUGUCCCACGGGCGUCAAACUGAUUGACAAGUACACAUGCGCCAGCAGACCGGAGCAGUUACUUCUGAUCGUCCAGCGCACCGAAAUCUGCCGGAUAUCCUUGGAUUCACCUGACUAUACCAAUUUCGUAUUGCCGCUCACCAAUAUUAAGCAUGCAAUCGCGAUUGACUUCGAUCCGAUGGAGGAGUUGCUGUACUGGACUGACGAACAAACAACCGCCAUCAGGCGAGCGCCUCUCGAUGGGUUGAGUCAGCAGAAUGUGAUUUCCACGGAGGUGGCGAAUCCGGAUGGUAUUGCGAUAGACUGGCUCGCCCGCAACCUCUAUUGGACCGACACCGGGACCGAUCGGAUCGAAGUGGCGCGACUGGAUGGGAAAUAUCGGCGGGUGCUGGUGAACGAAGACCUGUUCGAGCCGCGGGCGAUCGCGGUCGCGCCCGAGCACGGCUGGAUGUUCUGGACCGAUUGGAGCGAGAAGCGGCCGAAGAUCGAGCGCAGCAAUCUCGACGGUAGCGAGCGCAUAUUGCUCAUCACCAAGGACAUCGUUUGGCCGAACGGCAUCGCCCUUGAUCUCGAGCGCAACAAGAUCUACUGGUGCGACGCAAAGAUCGACAAGAUCGAAGUGGCCAACAUGGACGGUACCGAUCGGCGCGAGGUCAUCACCGACAAUCUGCCGCAUCUGUUCGGUCUCACUCUGCUGGGCGAUUAUCUGUACUGGACCGACUGGCAGCGUCGCAGCAUCGAUCGCGCGCACAAGCUUACCGGUGGCGAUCGCGAGGUCAUUGUCGACCAGGUGCCCAAUGUGAUGGGGAUCAAGGCCGUGCAUCUCGGCAAGAUGAACGUCAGCAAUUCGCCGUGCGCCCGCGACAACGGCGGAUGCAGCCAUCUCUGUUUCAACAAGCCCAACGGCAGAUACGUCUGCGCCUGUCAGAUGGGCUUCGAAUUGACCAAGGACAAGCGCACGUGCGUCGUGCCGGACGCCUUCCUGUUGUUCUCCAGGAGGGAGAAUCUCGGCCGAAUCAGUAUCGAGAAUGUCAACAAUGAUAAUAUCAUACCUGUCACCGGCAUCAAAGACGCCAGUGCUAUAGACUUUGACUUGUCCGAAAACCGUAUUUAUUGGACGGAUCUUAAGCUAAAAACCAUCACGCGUGUCUUCAUAAAUGGAUCGGAUAUCGAAAAGAUAGUCGAUCUCGGCCUAGAAUCGCCGGACGGCAUCGCAUUCGAUUGGAUCGCGCACAAUCUCUACUGGAGUGAUUCCGCCAUGCGUAGAAUAGAGAUGAUAAGAAUAAAAGAAGGCAGCAGGAAAAUACUCUUGUGGCAAAAUCUUAUCGAGCCUAAGAAUGUAGCUGUGGAUCCUCAGAAAGGCCAUUUGUACUGGGCCGAAUGGGGCAAUACCGGUAGUAUCGAAAGGGCCUUGUUGGACGGCACGCAGCGACAAGUGAUCGUUUCGCGUAUCGACCGGGCGAACGGUCUGACAAUCGACCAUGUGGGGCGGAAAUUGUACUGGACCGACAUCUCCGCGCCCGCGAUCAACUGUUACGAUCUACUGACGCAACGGAGGGAUGUCAUCGUUUCGCGUCACAUAGUCUAUCCGUUCAGCGUUACGCAGUAUCAGGACUACAUUUAUUGGGCGGAUUGGAACACAGGUGAUAUCGAGAGGGCGGACAAGCUCACGGGGGCGAAUCGUACCAAGAUCCACACUAAUCUGGCGUCGGUGACGGAUCUGAAGGUGUUUCACGCGUCGCGCCAGGCGGGCACGAACCCGUGCGCGAUCGCGAACGGCAAUUGCACCCACCUCUGCAUCGCGCUGCCGGGUCCGAACGGCGGCGCGUCCGUCACCCACAAGUGCGCGUGUCCCACGCAUUAUAAUCUGUCGGAGGACAAUCGGACGUGCAAGGCGCCGCAGCACUUCAUGAUCUACAGUCUGCGCACCGCGAUCGUACGUUAUCUGCCCGAUCAGACGAACGACUGCGCGGACGUGACGUUGCGCGUGCAGGGCUUGAAAAAUGUCCGCGCGAUCGAGUUUGAUCCGGUGACGCAGCACGUCUACUGGAUCGACGGUCGCGCGACGAUCCGCCGUUCUGCGGAAAACCAGACGCAGCAGCAUCAGCAGCAGCAGCAACAGCAACAGCAGCAGCAGCAGCAGCAACAGCAGCAGCAGCAGCAGCAUAGCAGCACUGUUGUAGUAUCCAUCGGAAACGGACAUCUGUUCGACCUUGCGCUGGACCCGCUCGGGAGGCUGCUCUUCUGGACAUGCUCGACGAACGACGCUCUCAAUGUCACGCGGCUGGACAAUGGCUCGGCUCUCGGCGUCGUGGUGAAGGGCGACGGCGAGAAGCCGCGUCACAUAGCGAUCUACUCGCAGCAACGACUGCUCUUCUGGACGGACAUAGGCAAGAAGCGGGUGGUACGCAGCAAGAUGGACGGCAAGGAGCGCCACGAGAUCGCCAGCGAUUUGCCGGAGCAGCCCACCGGCCUGACGGUAGACACGACGACGCACAUCGUUUACUGGGCAUACGGCAGGCACAUCGAGUGCUCCAACUUCGAGGGCGGCAAUCGCAACUUUCUGGUCACCACCACGCAGGGCGCGGCACUGCACUUAGCCAUUCUUUUCAGUUAUCUCUACUGGUACGACCGCGACGUGCAGAUGAUUGAACGGGUCAACAAGACGUUCGAUGGGAACACUAGGCGAGGCGCGCAUGUAACGACGAGUCGCACGUCUUUCACGGAUCUCAUCGCGGUUAACAUGCCUGAGGAGUCGCUCAUGCAGACACACGUGUGCAGUCCGUUCAACGACUACGGUGGCUGCUCGCACUUCUGCGUCGGCACCAACACCAUUACCGACGUGGCCGCCGCAACGUCGCCCCGUUGCUCGUGCCCGAAGUCACUGGUCCUGUCCGACGACGGUCGGACUUGUCGCGCGGCGCCCGUCUGCGGAAACGAUCAUUUCACGUGCGCCGCGCCGAAUGCGGCCGUAAGCAAGGAUUGUAUACCAGCCACGUGGAAAUGUGACGGUCAAACCGAUUGUUCAGACGGCAGCGACGAGCUGGGAUGUCCCACGUGCUCCCGCGAGGAAUUCAGAUGUCAGAAUCACUGUAUCGAAUUGUCUUGGGUAUGCGACGGGACACAGCAGUGUCCGGAUGGCUCGGACGAGGCACAAUGCUGCCAGGUCGGGCAGUUUCAGUGCGUCGGAAAUGGUGUCUGCAUCUCCGGGGCAUCGUUAUGUGACGGCUGGGACGAUUGCGCGGACGGCAGUGACGAGCUACCGCCAGCUUGCCUCAGUCCGCACAAUCCGCACCGCCAGAACGCUGGACCUGGAAUCAACGAAUCCGGCAAGCUGACCUAUAUCGUCAUCAUUUUGGUAGUGGUAUUCGUGCUCGUAACAGGUGUUCUGAGCUACUACUACUGUCGUAAAAGGUUUACUGGAAACGAGGGUUUGCCUGAUAUACUUCACGAUUCGGCAGGAGAUCCGUUGUCGCCGAAACCCGGCAACACUCGAAUGGUCAAGCCGAUGUUUGUCUCGCAAAAGAGUAACCGAAAGGAUGGAGGAGGCGGAGGCCUUAAGAUCGGGAUGGAAGCCGUGAGAAUGUCCAUGUUGAAUGGAAGCAGUCUUGGCUCUAGUUAUGAUCGCAGUCACAUUACAGGUGCGUCGAGUUCUACCAGAGGAAGCUCUGCCGGUGGAUAUCCUCAGGAGACUCUAAACCCGCCGCCGAGUCCGGCGACGAUCGUCAGCUCGACGCGUUGCUCGAGCAGCAACGCGUCCCGCUACAAGCCGUAUCGGCACUACAGGAGUAUCAAUCAACCGCCACCACCGACUCCGUGCAGCACCGACGUCUGCGACGAGUCGGACUGCAAUUAUCCGGCGCGCUACCGUUACGAGAGCGAGCCGUUUCCGCCGCCGCCCACUCCACGUUCCGUUUACCAUAGCGACGCGGCGAUCAGCUGCCCACCGUCCCCGAGUUCCAGAUCGUCCACGUAUUUUAGCCCUCUACCGCCACCGCCGUCGCCGGUGCCUUGAGAAGAGUUCGGAAGACGUGGAGACGUGUAUAACGCUCUGGUACUUCUACUUUUGCAUUUAUCUUAUUUCAGUAUUCCUCUUUACUCCGCCACUCUGUCGUCUCUCGUCAAUACUUAAAUCUUACGUUUACAUAAUUACGGCCGAUCGCAAAUCGACCAGUUGCGCAUAGAAAAAGUAAUUUGCUUUCAAGGCAAAUAAUAAUUGAGAAUUCAAUUGUAGCUUUGUUAAACAAUGACAAAAAUAUAUUAGCCUUCAAAGCAAUCUUUGCAAAAUAACGAAUUUAAAAUGGAUACGCUAGCGAUAUUAUACUGGUGCAUAUUAAAGAUCUUUAUACGUUGGUUUAUUAGAUGCAUGUAUAAUAAGCGAUUGAAUCCAGAUGUCCGACAUAUUUUAUCGUAUUGUUUAGCGGAAUGCAUUCGAGCAUAUUUUAUUCACAAAGCGCUUAUUUAUGUUUUACAUUUAUAUAUAUAUAUAUUUUUUAAUACAUUAGUAAAUAGA